Molecule: messenger RNA, 2935 nt
Organism: Acanthisitta chloris (rifleman)
Lineage: Eukaryota; Metazoa; Chordata; Aves; Passeriformes; Acanthisittidae
Product: cadherin EGF LAG seven-pass G-type receptor 1-like
Exons: 2
Biological process (GO): homophilic cell-cell adhesion
Cellular component (GO): plasma membrane
Molecular function (GO): calcium ion binding
Source: RefSeq, a predicted model, not a curated record
AGGACCCGAGCCCCGGUGGACCGAGAGGAGGUCUCCGAGUACCACCUGGUGGUGGAAGCCAAUGACCAGGGCAAGGAUCCGGGACCGCGUAGCGCCACGGCUAUGGUGCACAUCACGGUAGAGGACGAGAACGACAACUACCCUCAGUUCAGCGAGAAGCGCUACCUGGUGCAGGUGCCCGAGGACGCCCCUGUGAACAGCCAGAUACUGCAGGUGCAAGCCACGGAUCGGGACCGGGGCAGCAAUGCCCAGGUGCACUACAGCAUUGUGAGUGGCAACCUUAAAGGCCAGUUCUACAUUCACUCUUUCUCUGGCGCCAUUGACCUGAUAAACCCUCUGGAUUAUGAGACUAUUCGGGAGUACACGCUGCGGAUCAAAGCCCAGGAUGGGGGCAGACCUCCCUUGAUCAACUCCAGUGGCAUGGUGUCAGUGCAGGUUGUGGAUGUGAAUGACAAUGCCCCAAUCUUUGUGAGCACUCCCUUCCAGGCCACGGUGCUGGAGAAUGUUCCUCUGGGCUACUCAGUGCUGCACAUCCAGGCCGUGGAUGCUGACUCUGGAGAGAAUGCCCGCCUGGAGUACAAACUCAUAGAGAUGGCACCAUCCACCGGAGGUGCCCCCGUAGCAGGUGACUCUGGGUUCCCUUUUCAGAUCAACAACAGCACAGGGUGGAUCACUGUGGCCUCAGAACUGGACCGAGAGACUGUGGAGAACUAUCAUUUUGGGGUGGAGGCCAGGGACCAUGGCGUGCCGGUCAUGACCUCCUCGGCCAGCGUGUCCAUCACUGUCCUGGAUGUGAACGACAACAACCCCACCUUCACAGAGAAGGUGUAUCACCUCAGACUGAACGAGGACGCGGCUGUGGGCAGCAGUGUCCUGACCCUGACGGCAGUGGACAGGGACGUUAACAGCGUUGUGACUUACCAGAUCACCAGUGGCAACACCAGGAACCGUUUUGCCAUCACCAGUCAGAGUGGAGGGGGGCUGAUCACACUGGCCCUGCCCCUGGAUUACAAACAAGAAAGGCAGUAUGUCCUCACAGUCACUGCCUCUGAUGGCACUCGCUUUGACACUGUCCAGGUCUUCAUCAAUGUCACGGAUGCCAACACACACCGCCCGGUCUUCCAGAGCUCCCACUACACGGUGAGCGUCAGCGAGGACAAGCCCAUUGGCACCUCCAUUGUCACCAUCAGUGCCACUGAUGAAGACACGGGAGAGAAUGCAAGAAUCACUUAUAUUUUGGAUGAUAACAUCCCCCAGUUCCGUAUUGACCCUGACACAGGCACCAUCACCACCCUGAUGGAGCUGGACUAUGAGGACCAGGCCUCCUACACGUUGGCCAUUACAGCCCAUGACAACGGCAUCCCCCAGAAAUCGGACACCACGUACGUUGAGAUCCUCAUCCUGGAUGCCAAUGACAACGCGCCUCGCUUCCUGCGUGACCGCUACCAGGGCUCGGUUUUUGAGGACGUGCCGCUCUCCACCAGUGUCCUGCAGCUGUCUGCCACUGACCGUGACUCAGGCCUCAAUGGCCGUCUCCUCUACACGUUCCAGGGUGGUGACGAUGGAGAUGGAGACUUCUACAUCGAACCUACUUCUGGAGUGAUACGCACUCUGCGCAAGCUGGACCGCGAGAACGUGGCUGUCUACAGCCUGCGGGCCUUUGCUGUGGACAGGGGCAGCCCACCGCUGAAAGCCUCCGUGGAUAUCCAGGUGACUGUGCUGGACAUCAACGACAACCCCCCUGUGUUUGAGAAGGAUGAAUUUGACAUCUUUGUGGAGGAGAACAGCCCUGUGGGCUCUAUUGUGGCACGGAUCAGUGCAGCUGACCCCGACGAGGGGACCAACGCACAGAUCAUGUACCAGAUUGUAGAGGGGAACAUCCCCGAGGUCUUCCAACUAGACUUGCUCAAUGGAGAUCUUACAGCCCUAAUGGACCUGGAUUAUGAGAGUCGGACAGAGUACGUUAUCGUGGUGCAGGCCACCUCAGCCCCUCUUGUGAGCAGAGCAACAGUGCACAUCCGCCUGCUGGACCAGAACGACAACCCACCUGUGCUGCAGGACUUCCAGAUCCUCUUCAAUAACUACGUGACCAACAAGUCCAACAGCUUCCCCUCUGGCGUGAUUGGCAAGAUCCCAGCUCAUGAUCCCGAUGUGUCUGACAGCCUGGCCUACACCUUUGUGCAAGGCAAUGAAUUAAACUUGCUCCUUUUGGACUCUGCCACUGGGGAACUCAAACUCAGUCGUGAUCUGGACAACAACAGGCCCUUGGAAGCCCUUAUGAAAGUGUCAGUCUCAGACGGUGUUCACAGCGUCACAGCGGUCUGCACCCUGCGCGUCACCAUCAUCACGGAUGACAUGCUCACCAACAGCAUCACGGUGAGGCUGGAGAACAUGUCCCAGGAGAGGUUUCUUUCUCCCCUCCUGUCCCUGUUUGUGGAGGGGGUGGCAACUGUGCUCUCCACUGCCAAGGAUGGCAUCUUUGUUUUCAACAUCCAAAAUGACACAGAUGUCAGCUCCAAUAUCCUCAAUGUGACCUUCUCAGCCUUGCUCCCUGGUGGCAUUCGAAACAAGUUCUUCCCCUCUGAGGACCUGCAGGAGCAGAUCUACCUCAACAGGACUCUGCUGACCAUGAUUUCCACACAGAGGGUUCUGCCCUUUGAUGACAACAUCUGCCUGCGUGAGCCCUGUGAGAAUUACAUGAAGUGUGUCUCUGUCCUGAAGUUUGACAGCUCAGCCCCCUUCAUCAGCUCCAACACAGUCCUGUUCCGCCCCAUCCACCCCAUCAACGGGCUGCGGUGCCGAUGUCCCCCAGGCUUCACCGGCGACUACUGUGAGACGGAAAUUGACCUCUGCUACUCCAACCCUUGCGGGAGCAAUGGGCUGUGUCGAAGCCGAGAAGGGGGCUACACUUGUGAAUGCUAUGAGGACUACACUG